Molecule: messenger RNA, 1609 nt
Organism: Bradysia coprophila
Lineage: Eukaryota; Metazoa; Arthropoda; Insecta; Diptera; Sciaridae
Product: carboxypeptidase Q-like
Biological process (GO): proteolysis; peptide catabolic process
Molecular function (GO): metallodipeptidase activity
Source: RefSeq, a predicted model, not a curated record
AGUAACAUAAUGUCAACAUUCGUAAAAAUAAUCUCUUUCGGUUCAGCAACAACCUUUGAAUCAGUAAAAACUGUUGAACCUCACCAAAUAGAGUUUAGGUUUCAAUCAUGAUAGUGUUUUCGAAUCUGUGUCCGCAUUUUCAAAGAGUCGCAGCGAUAUUUUUAUUCGCUUGUGUUGUGGUCAAUGCUGGAGUAAUCGAUAAUCGAAUUGACAAAUAUGUUGAUGUACAUGGUAAUUGUGCAGUGCCAACGAAAUUGUUGAAUGAAAUUCAGUCUUAUCAGCCGAUUGUGAAUAAAAUCGCCAAGGAAAUUCUGAAUGGUAACUUCACCGGCGACACUUGGAACAGUCUAUCGGAAUUUAUCGAUGAAUUCGGUCCGAGAUUCUCCGGAUCGAAGUCAUUGGAGUGUUCCAUCGACUAUAUGGUUAACAAAUUGAAGGAGGUAGGCUUAGAGAAUGUGCACACUGAAAACGCAACCAUUCCGAGAUGGCAGCGUGGCUACGAAUCUGCGCAUCUAGUCGAGCCCCAUGAACAGAAUCUUCCGCUGUUAGGCUUUGGUUUCAGUGUCGGUACUCCUCGUGGUGGUAUAAUCGGUGAUGUUGUUGUCGUUGAAAGUUUCGAUGAAUUGGAUCGCUUAUCGGACGACGUUGUGCAUGGAAAAAUAGUGGUUUUCGCACCAGAAUGGGUCAGCUAUGGCGUUACAGUUCAGUAUCGAUCGAAAGGUGCAUCUAGGGCGGCGAAAAAAGGAGCAAUCGCAGCUCUAGUCCGUUCGAUUACACCAUUUUCGAUUGGAUCCCCACACACAGGAAUGCAAACAUAUGAACAAGGAGUCGCUCAAAUUCCGGUUGCCGCGAUAACGGUUGAAGAUUCAAAAAUGUUGCUGAGAUUGUACCGAAGAGGAAAACGUAUGACGAUUCGUCUGAAAAUGGAAGAUCGAAAUUUGGACCCGUAUGAUUCUAGAAAUACCAUUGCUGAGUUACAUGGACGUACACAGCCAAUUGAUAAAAAAGUUGUGGUGGUGUCUGGUCAUUUAGACAGCUGGGACGUCGGAGUUGGUGCAAUGGAUGAUGGAGGCGGUGCGUUUAUAUCGUGGAAAGCUAUUGAGUUUCUUAAAAAAAUGAACCUACGUCCAGCGCGAACAAUUCGAUCAAUUUUGUGGACGGGCGAAGAAGUUGGAAUCGUUGGAGCGCAAGAUUAUCAACGGGCGCAUGCAGCCAAUGAACAGGAAGAAUUCAAUUUCUUUAUCGAAUCGGACAUUGGAACAUUCGAACCGACUGGCCUAGACUUUACCGGCAAUGCCGACGCCGAAUGCAUUUUUAAAGAGAUUCUCAAGCUGAUGGCACCAUUAAAUGCGACAGAAUUUGCUAAACCCACCGACGGCGGUCCAGAUAUUGAACGGUGGACUAAAAGAGGAUUUCCCGGUGCGUCACUGUUGAAUAAAAACGAAAACUACUUCUGGUAUCAUCAUUCAGCUGGGGAUAGUAUGCUUCUGGAACAGCCACAAAAUUUGGAUAAGGCAACUGCACUGUUUGCUGCCUGUGCGUAUGUUGUUGCCGAUCUAAGUAUUGACAUGCCCAGAGACAUUCAAUAAACUGAAUUUGAUUGUUAUAA